Molecule: messenger RNA, 1212 nt
Organism: Penicillium expansum
Lineage: Eukaryota; Fungi; Ascomycota; Eurotiomycetes; Eurotiales; Aspergillaceae
Exons: 4
Coding region: 1-1212 (403 amino acids)
Source: RefSeq, a predicted model, not a curated record
AUGGCUUCUGCGGAUAUUCACUGGGGUACAUUGAUCAAUUCAGACAAGAGCCCAGCCCCACUGCUCGAACAGCUAUGUCUAGGGAUCGCACAGUUGAUGUCCACCUUUGAUACCAACAUCUCCACCGAUAUCACCCCUGAGAGAAUCGCUACUUUUUACCGCAAAGUCGGCGGCAACUACGACCCUUUAUUCCUUGAAACUAAGGGACAAGCUCUGUCAUUCAUCUACCAGUCACUAGGAUGUUUCCACAGCCUCCAGCCCUCAGCCAAUCCCUACGAGCCCCCAUCGAUUCCCUCACUACUCCCGAAUGGCUUCGUGCGGUGGCAGACAAUACAACUGUUGAUGGACCCAGAUGAACACUCGGUGUAUUUGCAAAAUGCGGUCAACUUGUGGGAUAUUCCAGAUGCAAAUGGGGAGACCUUUCCAAAGACGAUUCCUCGAGACGCGUUUCCCUCUGAGCCCGACCCAGAGAUGCUGGAAUGGCAUGAAGGAACUUUGGGACAUAUCACUACCAUUUUAGUGGAAAGGAUCCUCUACCUGACGAAGAUGACUACUUCUCCCGUCCACGUCGGGCGGCAUCAAAGCGUCGCAGUCAUGCGGAGCCCGAUCGGCCCAGCGACCAUCGCCAUCACCGCCGAAAUUACAGCGGAGAAUAUCCAGCAUUUUCUGCACGUAGGCCUGGAACGAACCGACCGGGUUUUUCAACCCCGAGAGUUUCAUCCCCUCCCCCAUGGGGAGAGCGUCCAGCACAUUCAAGCGGACGAGACCAAGAUGAGUCUGCACGCCACCGCAAGGACCGUCCGAAACCCAAUAGGAACCAAGAGCGACGCCAUCUGUCACCACCUCCCAAUAGUAGUGCUAGACGCCACUCCCACGAAGCCUACACCCGCCGACCAUUCCGAGAUCUAUCGCCAACAAGUCCGAGCCGACAGCGCCGCGGGCACGAAAGCCACCCUUCACGAUCUAGCAAAUCCAACUCUGAGCCUUCGCCGAAGGUACACCCGAGAGAUCACCCAAGGGAUCAUCCAAGAGAUAGGGAUCCGAGAGAUUACCCAAAGGAAAAUCCAAAAGACCGUUCUCGAUCACGCGCAGCAGGUGUCAAAUUCCGCGAAUUUAUAUUCGGCGACACGGCCCCUGCUCCAACUGCUCCAGAUCCGCCUUUCUAUAGAUCGCCAACUCCCCCACCACCAAGAGCGGUACCGAGACACCUAG